AUGCCAAGCCAAGCCAAUUGGAUGGAUGCACGCAUUGGCGUCAGCGUUUCACAAAUAUCCAACUCGUCGUUACUAACUCGCAAGACAGUGGCGUCGAACGAGGGUGCCCACAAUAGCGCUGCUGGCAGUGCAGCUGAUGGUGGUGCUGGCACAAGUGGCGAAACGGCCGCAUUGUUCUCCAAACUACGAAGUUUCUCCAUCGGCAGUGGCCCAAAUUCGCCACAGCGCGUAGUUUCAAAUCUACGCGGUUAUCUAACGCAUCGAUUCAGUAAUAUCACACCGAGCGAUACAGGAUGGCGCGAUUCCAUUCUCUCAAUUCCCAAAAAAUGGCUAUCCACUGCAGAGUCCGUCGACGAAUUUGGCUUUCCCUGCACACUACCAAAAGUACCAGUCCCACCGUUGGAGGAGACCAUGGCUAAUUAUUUGCGUGCCAUUGAGGCCUUCACGUUACCAGCAAAACUCGAGAGCACGAAACUUUUGGUUAAGAAGUUUAUGGCGCCAGAAGGUAUUGGUCCAAAAUGUCAUCAGUACUUAUUGGAAAAACGUGAGGCUGAAGAUAAUUGGGCCUACAACUACUGGCUAAAUGACAUGUACAUGGAUGUGCGUUUGCCGCUGCCAAUCAAUUCAAAUCCCGGCAUGCCUAUGCCGCCCGUCCGCUUCACCACAGUACAUGAUGUGGCUCGCUUUGCCGCAUUCCUAUUGAGCGGCAUCAUGAAGCACAAGGAGCUGCUGGACAGCGGCAAUCUACCCAUCGAUCGUGCUGGUUCACGUGAAAAGAAUCAACCACUCUGCAUGGCGCAAUACUAUCGCCCACUAGGUUCAUGUCGAAUUCCUGGCAUCGAACGCGAUUCGCAAUAUCUAGUUGAACGUGGCGAGAAGAGCGAUGAACAUGUGAUUGUCAUAUGUCGCAAUCAAAUGUAUUGCGUCAAUGUCAAGACCAGAGAACGCGGCCAAAUAUCGGAAAGUGAGAUCGCUUCAAAUAUUCUGCACGUACUCAGCGAUGCACCAUGUUUGCCAACCAAACCGCCGCCGGUAGGUCUACUCACUGCCGAGGAACGUACACGUUGGGCCAUGAAUCGCCAACUGCUGCUGGAGAACGAUGUCAACCAGAAUAGCAUCGAGUUGAUUGAGAAAGCGCUGUGUCUGCUUUGUCUCGAUGAGCCGCUACCGAACACCUUCAACGCUUACACCUUUAGCGCAGCGACGCCAACGGGCUACAUGGUUGGUGAUCGCGACGAUACGAAUAUGUUGCAUGAGAUGAUACAUGGCGGUGGCAGCGCUUACAAUUCGGCUAAUCGCUGGUUCGAUAAGGUGUUGCAGAUCAUUAUUUGCACUGACGGCACCUGGGGCAUUAACUAUGAGCAUUCCUUUUCGGAGGGUGAUGCAGUUGUGAAUGUCAUUGAGAAAAUUUAUAAAAAUUUGGAAGACAACAAGCAGACCGCAUGUAAUAGUGUAUCAUCGCAGCCGCCACCUGAACGAAUACCGUGGGUUAUAACGCCACAGUUGGAGGCACGCAUUAAGGAGGCCGUGGUCGCGGUGGAUAAGUCAGUUAGCGACUUUGAUUUGUAUGUAUAUCGAUAUAAGGGCUAUGGAAAGAAUUUCAUCAAGAAGUGCAAGUGCAGUCCUGACGCCUUUGUGCAGCUCAUGCUGCAAUUGUCCUACUUUAAAUUGUAUGGCCAUUUGGUAGCCACCUACGAGAGUGCUUCCACGAGACGUUUCUUGCUGGGUCGCGUCGAUUGCAUACGCGCAUCCCACAAGGAGGCACUCGAUUGGGCUACAGCCAUGUGCCAAGGUGAGGGUGCAAAUGUGUCCUUGGAAAGCGAAGGAGAAGAUGACGAUGCACGCAAAGUGAAAUUCAGCAUUUAUGAUAAAAAUAAGCUCAGAGAACUUUUCCGCAUUGCCUGCAAUCGCCAAACCGAAAUUAUGGUCCAAAAUAUACUUGGGCAUGGCAUCGAUAUACCAUUGCUGGGCUUACGAGAAGCUAGUAAAGAGUUCAACAAUGGUCAGGUACACGACCUCUUCAGCCAUGAAACAUUCACAACUGCCAAUAUUUUUCUGCUGAGUACAAGUCAGGUGGCUACCAAAUCGGAUGCUUUCAUGGGCUAUGGCGCGGUAACGCCACGCGGCUAUGGUUGCUCCUACAAUCCGCAUCCGGAUGAAAUUGUCUUUUGUAUAUCCGCCUUCUAUUCCUGCGAGGAUACAAGCACAUCACGCUUUGCCAAAUCGCUGAAAGAAUCACUAGACAUGAUGAAGGAUCUAAUGAAAGACGAAUCAGAGCAAAACGAAUGAAGUACAGACGAGAUGCUGCGCUAACCAAAAAUAUGCGGCAAAUUGUAAGAGUUGUUAGAGUUACUAAAAGCAAAAGCAAAAUAUACAUAUCUAUAUAAACAUAUCAGCAAGUUAACCGCAAAGAGCAAGCAAUUAAUUUGCAACUAAAUAUGUAUAACAACCAACAAUACCACAAACAUAUCAGCAAAGGUACCUUAACGUUGUAGUAAACGUCGUUGAAUUUAGUUAAAUGUAUUAUUAUUAUAAAUAUUUAUAAUCAGAAACAUAUCUGUA
This is a messenger RNA of Rhagoletis pomonella (apple maggot), 2562 nucleotides long. It is a transcript of the gene ChAT, whose product is annotated as choline O-acetyltransferase. The coding region runs from base 1 to 2289 and encodes 762 amino acids. Lineage: Eukaryota; Metazoa; Arthropoda; Insecta; Diptera; Tephritidae. The record is from RefSeq and is a predicted model, not a curated record. Gene Ontology annotation, molecular function: choline O-acetyltransferase activity. Gene Ontology annotation, cellular component: neuron projection; cytoplasm. Gene Ontology annotation, biological process: acetylcholine biosynthetic process; neuromuscular synaptic transmission. The transcript has 11 exons.